Pipistrellus kuhlii (Kuhl's pipistrelle) is the source of this 1529-nucleotide messenger RNA. It is a transcript of the gene NUDT5, whose product is annotated as nudix hydrolase 5. The record is from RefSeq and is a predicted model, not a curated record. Bases 187 to 726 code for a protein of 179 amino acids. Gene Ontology annotation, biological process: ribose phosphate metabolic process; nucleoside phosphate metabolic process. Gene Ontology annotation, molecular function: ADP-ribose diphosphatase activity. Lineage: Eukaryota; Metazoa; Chordata; Mammalia; Chiroptera; Vespertilionidae. The transcript has 9 exons. Gene Ontology annotation, cellular component: nucleus.
AUUGUGGGGCGCACUUUCAGAGCGCGCUUGCACACGCACACAAACACCCCGAGUCCGAUCCCCCAGAGGCGUCCCGGAGGAGUUAGGAGACGUUAAGAAGUGCCCGCCGGCUUCCCUCAGAGAGGCGCGCCGCCCCGGAAGUGUCAACUUCUUAUCUAAGAACUGGAAAGACUGACCAGUUUGAACAUGGAAAACCAAGAACCAGUGGAUUCUUCUGGAAAAAACAAACAGUUUACUAUUUCAGAGGAGUUAAUUGCAGAAGGAAAAUGGAUCAAGUUUGAAAAAACAACUUACAUGGAUCCUACUGGUAAAACGAGAACUUGGGAAACUGUGAAACGAACAACCAAGAAAGGACAGUCAGCUGAUGGUGUGGUGAUUAUCCCAGUACUGCAAAGAACUCUUCACUAUGAAUGUGUCAUUCUGGUGAAACAGUUCCGUCCACCCAUGGGCAGCUACUGCCUGGAAUUCCCUGCAGGUCUCAUAGAUGAUAACGAAAGCCCCGAAGCAGCUGCUCUGCGGGAGCUGGAAGAAGAAACUGGCUAUAAAGGUGAUGUUGCUGAAUGUUCUCCAGCUGUAUGUAUGGAUCCAGGUUUGUCAAACUGUACCACACACAUCGUGACAGUAACUAUUAAUGGAGAUGAGGCUGAAAAUGUAAGACCCAAGCCAAAUCCAGGAGAUGGAGGUAUGUUAUUCAACUCGCAGUGGCUGACAAUGUAUAUGGCUUAAUGUAGUGGUAAUGGCUACAGGCAUUUGUGUUGUUCUGCACUGGUAACUGAAGAACAUCUGACAGUGGAUGCUAGGGUCUAUUCCUAUGCUCUGGCGCUGAAACAUGCAAAUACAAAGCCAUUUGAAGUGCCCUUCCUGAAAUUUUGAAGCCUGAGGAGAGUAGCCAUGUUUUUGUUUUAUAAAUAAGGCCAUAAGGUCUCCUUCACUAAGACUUUGUAUUCAGCUAAAUUUAAUGGAAAUUUGAAAUUACCUUUUUAAUAAAAUAAAAAAUAUGCUUGUGGUGGUAUGGAAUUAUAAUUAUAGGUAAGCUAUAGUCUUCAUUUAAAUGCUAAAUGCAAAUAUGUUUAAUCCAUUUUCUUUAACUUAAGCUGUUAUCUAACCUAAUCCAAGAAAUUUAUUAGGUAUUCCUAAUAAACUCAAGGGGUUAGAAGAGACCUGAAUUCUAUAUUAGGUCAACAUUUUACCUCUUGCAAUAGGCAUCUCAGGAUAGAUUUUGUAUGAAUACAAUGAAUUUACACGAAGCACUUAAUUUCAGAUUUUUUUUUAUUUUUCCAACACAACUGAAACAGUUGUAUUAAAUAAAAGUUUAUUGUCUACUGUUUACACUCAUGUUGCUGCUACAAAGUACAACAACGUACACAGAUUCCUAGCAUGAAUUACUCAUUGUUCACCCCCACUGAACUACAGACACUGCUUGAGAAUUACGUCUCUAGGGAUUAAAAAAAAGAAAAACACAACUGGGGCAUAGUAUCUUGAAAGAUCUUUCUCAAGUGACUUGGGAUCCAAAGGCAUAGCCAAUACAG